Centropristis striata (black sea bass) is the source of this 1729-nucleotide messenger RNA. RefSeq names its product nuclear factor 7, brain-like. Gene Ontology annotation, molecular function: protein binding; zinc ion binding. Bases 1 to 1449 code for a protein of 482 amino acids. NCBI's taxonomy places the organism in Eukaryota, Metazoa, Chordata, Actinopteri, Perciformes, Serranidae. The record is from RefSeq and is a predicted model, not a curated record. The transcript has a single exon.
AUGUCUGAGAAAACUGCUGUUCUUGAAUGUUUCCUGAGCUGCCACGUGUGUUCAGAGACUUUCAGAGAUCCUGUGUCUCUGAGCUGCAACCACAGCUUCUGUUCAAGCUGCCUGACAAAAAUCUGGGAACAAGCUGAAAACAAAAACUGUCCCAUUUGUAAAAGAAAAUCCUCAAAAGAAUUUCCUUGGGUGAAUUUUGCACUGAAGGAACUGGCUGACUCCUUUGUUGGGAGACAGAAAGCUGGAUUAUCUGAGACAGAAAAAGAAGAGAAGAAGCUGGAGGUGGUGUGUAGUAAACAUCCAGAAGAGCCUAGAUUGUUCUGUGAGGAUGAAGACAGAGCUGUGUGUCCUGUCUGUGAGUUUUCUCUCCACCAGAGUCACAAAGUGGUUCCUAUAGAACAAGCAGUCAGUGACCUGAAGGACCAGCUGAAAUCUGACUUACAGUCUCUGCAGGACAAGAGGGACACAUAUGAAGAAGUUGAGGAAAUAUACAAGGGGGUGAUUCAAUACUCCACCAGGCAGCUGUUGUCCACAGAGAGACAGAUCAGAGCAGAGUUCAACAAGCUCCACCAGUUCCUGAGAGAGGAAGAGGAGUCCAGACUGGCAGCUCUGAGGGAGGAAGAGGAGCAGAAGGGGAAGACUAUCAGCAGAGAGAUGAAGAGGAUUCAGGAGCAGAUCUCCUCUCUGUCAGACAGUAUCUCUGCUGUUGAAGAAGAGCUGCAGAAACACAACGUGCCAUUCCUCAGCAGUUAUAAAGCCACUCAGACCAGAGCCAGAGUCCAGUGCUCACUGCCAGAUCCACAGCUGCUCUCAGGAGCGCUGAUAGAUGUGGCCAAACACCUGGGCAACCUGUCCUUCAGAGUCUGGGAGAAGAUGAAGGAGAAGGUCCACUUCAGUCCUGUCAUUCUGGACCCUAACACUGCACACCCCUGUCUCCAUUUGUCUGAUGAUCUGACCAGUGUGAGAAAUGACACAAAGCAGCAGCUUCCUGACAAUCCAGAGAGAAACACUAAGUAUGCCACUGUUCUGGGCUCUGAGGGCUUCAGCUCAGGGAAACACAGCUGGGAGGUGGAGGUGGGAGAUCAUCCUGGCUGGUUUGUGGGUUUGGCUAAAGAGUCAGUUGACAGGAAGGGGAAGGCAGAUGCUUCACCAAAAUAUGGAAUCUGGUGUUUUACAUAUAACAGAGGAAAAUACACUAAUGGAGCUGGUGAGACUGUCAGUGUGAAGAAGAGUCUCCAGAGGAUCAGAGUCCAGCUGGACUAUGACAGGGGGGAGGUGUCCUUCUACGACCCUGAAGACAUGACUCACAUCUACACUCACAGAGACACUUUCACUGAGAAACUCUUCCCAUGGGUCAGUAUUGGUUCAGCUGGUGAUGCCAAAACUUCUGAUAUCAAAACCUGUCAAACUGAUUUCUCUGUGAUGUUCAGGGAGAGUGGUGAAGACUAGGUGAUUUUUAAGGAUUUUUUUUAUUAUUAUUGUACAUGUGCAGCAACCUUGGGUUUGAAACUAGUCUUACAAAUUUAUGUCAAUCUAAAAUCACAUAAACAUAGAAAGUUUUAUUGUACAUUGUUUAUUUUAAAAAUUUCGAAAUUACUUCCAUUCUUUUAUUUUGACUUAAGUAACACAUUGUGUUUUAUUGUGCAGAAUGGACCAAUCAGUGAAUAUUGAUUUAUCAUUUAACCUAUUGUUUGAUUACAUACAUUCUAUAUAUUUUUCUACUUCUUAA